AUGAGUUGGUGGCCUGAGAACGCGAGAGCUCUCGCGGGAAACGAUGGUGGUGUACUGGGAGCUUCCGGAAAUUGUUUUGGCUAA
Molecule: messenger RNA, 84 nt
Organism: Chondrus crispus (carragheen)
Lineage: Eukaryota; Rhodophyta; Florideophyceae; Gigartinales; Gigartinaceae
Exons: 1
Coding region: 1-84 (27 amino acids)
Source: RefSeq, a predicted model, not a curated record